UUCAACCAUACACUUUACAAUUUUAUUUGUUGUCUUUUUCUCUGACCUACAUGGGUCAAUGACUUUUUGAAGGAUAUUCCAUAGAAAAGUAAACCAAGCAAUGCACUGAUAUUUUACAUUGAUUACAUUCUGUAUACUAUAUAUAGGGUUAAAGAAACCCACCAGAAGGGAUCAUUUUAUUCUUAAGUCCUUAAUAGAGUAUAACAAAACACAGACACUCGUCAAUGGAUGACUUUUAUUCUUCUAUCUGGCUUCAUCAAGAGAGCUUUGAUGAGACGAGGCAGAAUUUGCAGAACACUCUGUUCGAGCUGGAGACACUGAGAAUGGAAGCCAAUGAGAAAUCAAGAACACAUACAGAAGAAGUCAACCAGCUUCUCACUCUCCUCAAAUCCACUCAACAAGAACGAGACGAAGCUAGACAACAACUAUCUCAGUUUCUCACCCAAACCCAAAACUCUAAUUCAAGAAGCAUCACUGAGUCAAACAGCCUCUCUCGUGACGGAUCUUCUUCUCCUUCUUCCUCAGAACUCUCCAGCUUCCUCAACAUUCAUCCUCCUCAGCCGUCAAUGAUCCUCAACGAUGCAAUGGCUCAUAAACAUCAUCAGCUCGAUCCUAUGGACGCUCUCGUGAUGGGGAAAGCUUUUCCUGAAACGGGGAAGCUAUUAAAAGCGGUGGUGGAAGCUGGACCGCUUCUUCAAACGCUUCUUGUCGCGGGACCACUGCCGAAAUGGGUAAACCCACCGCCUCAAACGCAAUCGCAGCGUUUUGAUUUACCUCCUCCUUUCUCGUUUAAAGGGUCUGAUGUUAGUAACAGCUCGCUAACGUGUUCUGGUUCGGUUAUGAGAUUUGGGAUCGGUUCGAGUUCGGUUAUCGAUCAAACAAUGUUAACCGGAAAGAGGCAGAGAUUAGAGUAGCUAAUCGAUCAUUUUACGAGAUUUAUCAGAGCAGUAUUGUAAGCUGGGUGAUUAUUUUUGUCCCUUCUUUAUGAUUCUAACUCCGGUUUGAACGGUUCGGUUAUUAUGUCAAAUUUGGUUCAGGGUAAUAAAUUUGUUUUCUGUACCAGUCACGGUUUCAUUACCACUUUAAUUUUCGAUUUACUCGAUUUGUGUC
Molecule: messenger RNA, 1110 nt
Organism: Brassica napus (rape)
Lineage: Eukaryota; Viridiplantae; Streptophyta; Magnoliopsida; Brassicales; Brassicaceae
Exons: 2
Coding region: 225-914 (229 amino acids)
Source: RefSeq, a predicted model, not a curated record